GUUUUGGAUCUUUUUCGAGCGUAGCACUCGGUGGGACCACUGGCAGACACGUCGCGCUCAUGACGCACGCCUCCGUGGCGCCGCAACCGACCAGCAACCAAGGCGCCAAGGCCUGCGCGCAGAGCCCGGAGGAUGCCAACCAAGUCAUGGGGGCUACGUACGUCGAGCCCUCGCUCCGGGCGGAAAGCUGCUUCCCGCUGGACGUGGUCAGCAUCGUGCUCGCGUUCCUUGAUGGCCCGAGCUUGCUAGCUUGCGCAUGCGUUAGCACGCAGUGGUACGGCCUCACGCACGCGUCGCCCGUGUGGAAGAACCUCUGCCUUGUGGUGUGGCCGAGCUUGGCCCAUGCGCUGCCACAGCUGCCGGGCGCGCCGGAAUACGAUGUCAUUCGUCUCUACCGUGGAAGCUGGCGGCGGUGUUUUCUCGAGCGCCAUGCGAAGAACCAACGCGGGAGCAUUCGAGUGGUCAUUCCCGACUUUGCGCAGUGCAGCGCCGACCGCAUUGUCACGGACACGUUUGCCAUCAACGACCAUCGGUUUUGUCUCUGGAUCUUCCCACGCGGGAACCCGCACGAGCCCGAGUACGCGAGCCGGUCCAUCUCCGUCUACCUCGUGGUCACGGAUCUCGAGAAGCGGCUGCCGACAUGGCUCACAUGUGCAGUCUUUAGUCUUUGCAUCGAGCACGCGACCGACCCGGCCAAACACAUUUUCUGGCAUGCGUCGCUGCACGACAACCGGUUUGACACGACUCUCUUCAACUGGGGCGUGCACGCGCUCGGCGACCUCGAGACGCUCAAGAGUCCAUCUGGCGGCUACUUGUCGUCGAAUGGCGCGCUCUGCGUUUCAGCGCGCGUCCGGCUCAUGAGCAUGACGCUGCGGUUGUACCUCGAGCCCGACCUGGUGAAGUACCGCGGCCGAGGACUCGUACCGAAGGAGCCAUCGGCCGUGGUGGAGGUGCCAUUUUGCACCUCGUUGGAGGAGCUCCAUGCGCUCGUGCGGCAGCAGUGGCCCGAAUUGCCGCUCGGCUGCACCCUCUGGAGCUACAGCCAGAGCGUACUCACGGGGCAGACGAUGCGCCCACGCAAGUGCCUGCAGCCGUCGCCGGUGUCGCCGCCGCGCCCGUUGUUCGGCCACCAGCUCAUCGACGGCGUCGACAUGGAUGCAUACUCGAGCUGCCAGCUGCUCGUCGACCCGACAGGGCUCUCGGGCGACGUGCUGUUUGUCAAAGUCUUUCAUGCCGACCGGUGCGAGCUCGAGUACGUUGGCCGCGUGCGACUGGCCAACUGCCCGAAUCCCGCUGCGUUCCAAGGCCACUUGGCGUCGACGAGCGGCGUGUACCAUACGUUCAUCGAGGAGGUUGCGCCGGUUCUGGUCUCGACACCCCUUCCGCCCGACCACAUCUUCUCUGCGUCCGACAUUGUUAUCCUCGUGCCCGAGGUGCCAACCCCCAGCACCGCGUUGUCGCGACUGCGGCAGUAUCUCCAACGCGACCUCGAGCAAGUGUACAGAGAAUGA
Saprolegnia diclina VS20 is the source of this 1511-nucleotide messenger RNA. RefSeq lists its product as hypothetical. The record is from RefSeq and is a predicted model, not a curated record. The transcript is spliced from 6 exons. Gene Ontology annotation, molecular function: protein binding. The coding region runs from base 60 to 1511 and encodes 483 amino acids. NCBI's taxonomy places the organism in Eukaryota, Oomycota, Saprolegniomycetes, Saprolegniales, Saprolegniaceae.